AUGGGUAUUACUUGGGGAAAACCUCUUGGAAAGCCAAAGCCCUAUACCUUCAAUACAUACUUUUUUCACGCAGACCAGCCUUUCCUUACAGGAGGAAUUAAAGCGAUUUGGGAGAGUAAGGAAGUCACAGUUUCAAUUCCGCCGAAUCCUGAAGAUGCAUUAUGCGAAGAUCACUUUAUAAAUACAUGCACUCGCGAUCUUCAGGGUAGAUUCGUUAUUUCAUUUCCGUUCCGUUCUGACCAGCCGAUUGCCUUUGAUUCCACCAGAAAGAUAGCUCUACACAGAUUUAGAAAUCUGGAAAAUAGAUUUAGGAGAGAUCCGGAGUAUAAGACUGCCUAUGCUGCAAUAAUGGAUGAAAUGGAAGCUGUGAAAGGUGCUAGUAAUAUGGGCCGGGGGAAAGACAUUGCCAACAUUGUCGAGGCGGAAAAGAAAACGGCCCAGAUAGACGAGACUGCUAACGUCGAAGAGGAACCAAAAUCUGAGGAUGAAGAACAAGGCGAAAAUUGGAGGGCACCAGUUGUUCCCCUACAUCUUUGA
This is a messenger RNA of Nezara viridula (southern green stink bug), 537 nucleotides long. Lineage: Eukaryota; Metazoa; Arthropoda; Insecta; Hemiptera; Pentatomidae. The record is from the annotation of a GenBank genome assembly.